CAACGCGGAAGACACGAAUGAGGAAACUAGACUCCACGUCACUGAGGUGUAAUUUCGGCGUCAGUGCAACACAAGGUGCUACCUCGGUACGAUUUCAGAACCAUUGUACACUUCCAGAUAUCCUCACAUACGAUAUUAUAACUCGUAUGACCACAAAGCGAAGAUAUAGCCAGCUGCUGGUGCGUAGAGCGGCGUCGGUAGAGACACUGGGAAUCCGCUGAAGAGUGCCCCACUGCCUCAUCUUCUAGAUGGGUGAAUCAGGCUCACGCCGCUCUACACUUGUUUCCCGCCUGCCAAUCUUCCGCCGCAGCAGCAGCAAGAGGCAGGAGUCCCUCCCCUCCUCUCCGUCUUCAGGGGGACAGGGCAAUGGCGUCCACACCUCUUCGCCCUCAAGCACCAACUCCAGUUCUGGCAGUACCGGGAAACGCCGGAGCCUUUUCCGGACUCCAUCCCUCAAUUUCUCAGCUAAACGGAAUAGCGUUCCACGUGUCCAGCCUAUCAACCUAAACCUCACCCCCCCGCUGACACAGAGCACUGACACAAAUGGAAAUAACCAGCAGGCAAUAACAACGUCAUUGUCAACAGGGUUCAGUGAAGGUGGUGGACGCCCCAAGUCACGCCACUCCUUUGGGUUUGGCAGCCACAAGCAAAAGAAAAUCCCACGCUCUCAGACCGAGGAUUUUGAAAAAGUGUCCUCCUCCUCCUCCUCCACAGCCAAUCGAAACGUAUUCAUUAACUGUAUCAGUGGCUCAGGGGUCAAUGAGGGUGACGACUCUGGGUUCCUCGAUGACUACAGCGGUGGGAGUAAUAACAAACGGUCGUCACGGAAGAAGCAGCUGCUGCCCAAAUCUUUCUCAGCUCACCACCGCUUCUCCCGGACCUCCGAUCACCACAGACCUCCAGAAGUAAAUCUGGAACCGCCAAGCUCCACCACCAUCACUCCAGGGGCAGGAGGGCUCACCCCGGGGUCAUGGCCAGGGGAGCUGCUUGGUGCUGGAGGGGAGAGCUCACUCCAGUCCCCGAUGAUAUCAGAGGACCGAACCACAGCCAUCACCCCUUCGGAGUUUAUCCCCAUCACGGAGGAUUCUGUGUCUGAGGUGGAUGCUCUGCCAGCUCCCAGCCCCGGAUCUGGUUUAGCACCAGAAUCUGUCUCUGUGCCUGGGCCGGCUUUUGACACAGCUCCACCUGAACCCCCACCUGCUCCAGAGAACUUCAGCUUGGCUGUCUCUAACUCCCAGUUUUCUUCUCAGGUUUUCUUCACUCCAGCCCAGUCCAGCUCUGAAAAACCUUUACUCCCUGACACCAGCACAGCAAACAACACGGACUAUGAGACUGCCAUUUCCCUCUCAGAGCCUGAGACAGCGGUUCCCUGCCUACCUCUGCAGGAACAAUCGCUGGAAGAGAGGAAGGAGAGGUUGGAGGAAAGACAGGAAGCGAGGGAUGAGUUGUCAGCAGAGGAGAAGGAGUUGGCGGAGGAAAGGAAGGCAGGUUACCACACAGAGACCACAAGUGAGAGUGAGGCAUGUGUGGUACGCAGCGAGGGUUGUCACUCCAACCCAGAGCAGUCAGAAAGAAGGGCAAGAAACAUACGCUCUAUUCAGGAAAGAGGAAGUUUCUGUGGCUGCCACGAGCCAAGGUCUUCUCACUUGAGGAAACCACAUGCAGCCUCUCUGUGUAGCAGCGUCAGCCCCUAUCACGAGGUGAUGCGGAUGGAAAGGCGUCUUCGCUCCUCAUCUGAGGGGGCUGGUGGGCCUCGUAUCCAUGGAAACCACAGAGAUGCCCCAGGCAUGGAGGGAUGCGGCCUGCUCAAACACAGAAACAACUCCUCGUCAUCCAAACUGGGAAGUCUGGAUGUUUUAAACAACCUGGGUUCUUCAGAGCUGGAUGAAGAUGAUCUAAUGUUAGACCUGGACCUUUCUGAUGAUCAGCGACAUCGACAUGUGUCCAGAGAAGACUCCAGCCAAUCCCUGGCUUCCUGUCUCAACCUGCUCCCCUCCCCCAUGGACCCAUCAGGAGAUCGCAUCCCAGGGAAGGAAAACAAUCAGAGGGAGCCCAACCGUCCGACCAGCCUGCUGCCUGCUGACUGGAGCUCGUUGCUGGGUUUGGGGAGGGAAGAUGAACCCUUACCUCCAGGGCUGGAGACCCUUCCAUUUCGACUGAUGCAGCAGGACUGCACUGCUGUCAAAACCCUACUUUUAAGACUUAGACGAACACUGCAAGAGAGCACAGAGACGAGUCCUGCCAGCAGCCUCCAGUCUCUACCCAUUAGCCCCUGCAGUGAAAAGUCCCUGCCGUUUAAGGAUCCUGGCAGAGAGGAGGCCUUGUUGCAACAACUGAGAGAGAAAGAUGAACAGAUUCUCAGACUCCACAGUGAACUGGAGAGUGCCAAAGCUGCCCUGAAGAUGAAAGACUGCCAAAUGACUGACCGCACAACACAGACAGAACACGCGGGGCCAGAGACCAGUCAUCCAGGCCGGUGGUCAGGACUAGGCAGCAGCAGCCUGGCUUCAAGGGACCGAAGGGUAGUGCGGGGUCUGGGGGCAGCACUCGGAGGGGACCUCUGUAACCAGCACCUCCCCCACCACUAUCUACCUCUGCAUGCCCGCCCUCCUGCCUCUGAACGACACGCUGCCAGGGAGGAGCGCUACUGCCAGGGGGUCUUGGCACAGUCCACAGCCCGUAGCCCUGCUCCAAAUCUGGCUUCAGGCUCCUCUAACUUGUCCUGUGCCACUUCUGCAGCGUCAGCUCAAGCCUCACUUACCACUCCAGCCCAGCUUCAAGUUUCACAGCCGGGCCUUAGUCCAAAUCAGUGCCCAGGCUCUGGUUCAGCGGCUGCUAAUCACACCACAAUUCCAUCGCUGUCCUCCCGGCAGCCAGAGGGGGUGUCCUCCUCUUCUGAGUCCUUAACUCCAGGUGGAGGGAGUCUGCCAGGUGGGGCAAAGAGAGGAGGAGAGCACCCUACCCCAAGCCAUAUCCCUCGAGCAGUCGGGACCAGCGCCUCCUCGAGUCUCCACAGUCUUGCAAGCAAAGGGAGUCCCUCCCCAAGUAUCUCAUCGUCCAUACAAGCCUCACCUCCACCUCCUCCUUUUCCAGCCUCAUCUUCCUCCUCCUCCACGUUUACAGGUCGUUUAGGACAACCACCUCGAGGCCCUCUGUCUCUGCAUAGCUAUAGUCGUAAAAAUGUCUUCCUCCAACAUUCCCUACAGACUGCUGAACUGCAAGCUCUGACGCAGAGAGACAGUUGAGGGCACACAAACAUUUACACCAUUCAUAUUGACUUGAGCAACUCUCUGUGUGACCUCAGAAAAACUGCUGCUCCUUCGGUUCAAGUUGCUUGUGAUCCCGUCCCAAUGCCCCCUGAAUUAUCAACCCCACGCGCUAACAAUCACCCUUGUCCCUCUUUACAAUCCAGACCAACCCUUUGCUGACAUUUUGUUCUAAGAUUGCUCGCCUAAACACACUCAUAUGCAAGGUCACACACAUAUCAGGCUUUGAGUAUGAAAAAGCCACUCACCCGUCUAUCAGAACGCCCACGUUUUGUCAUGCUGACAGUUUAGAUCUGCUUACGCCCACAGACACACAAAGUGCAUGGAGACACAACGUGAUAUCCAUGCACACAUACACAACGUGAUAUCCAUGCACACAUACACAGAUCUAGUUACACACACUUAGAUACGCACUCUCACACAGAGACAUCAUCUGUGAUAUCUCAACCUCACAAUCUGCACAAAUACCAGGGCGUUAACCUGAACACAGUGAUUUGUGUUGUUAAAGAUUUUUUGUCUAUUUAUUUGACCAUUUUUGAAAGUUAAACCAUGUGCUGCUUAAUGAACUAUGGGACUGACCAUAGUCUGAGCUGGUAAGGACAUAUUCUCACAUUGCCAAAUCCCACAUCAUAUCAACUCCUCAUUCCUUGAGCUCCGCCGACAGAAGUCUAGAUGAAAAGACAAAUGUUUAAAUGAACAUCCGCAUCUACGACCCUUUUACUGCAUGCUUUUUUAAAUUUAAAGAGAAUACAGCAUUUUGUACUGCAACAAAAUAUGGGAUCUGGGUGACGUUCAAAGUCUUUUAAUAAGGUUUCAGUAUCAACUCUCACCUCAGUGUUUCAAGAAGAGAAUUAAACAUGCCAAAACAUCUAACACAUGAAAAAAAAGUAAAUGUUUAACCUUCUGCUCACAUAAAUAAUAAAUUAGUAGUACUUUUGGCUUAAUACUGGACCACUGUUUAUUUAUUUUUUUUUUUAAGAUAAUUUUUGGGCAUUUUUAGGCCUUUAUAGACAGAACAGCUAAAGACCUGAAGGGGGGGUCAAACCCCGGCCUUCUGCGUCGAGGAGUAAACCUCUAUAUACGGGCGCCUGCUCUACCAACUGAGCUAUCUGGGCGCCCAACUACUGGAUCACUGUUUUAUAAAAAUACAAUGUUGCAAUAUUAGCCACAUUAUAUACUAUUAUAUACGAGUCCAUGUGUAUCAUGCAAUGUUAGAUUAGUACAGUACAGAAAUGAAGAGUUUCAUUCUAAAAAAAAAAAAAAAAAUUAGAUAUCUGCCAUUUGAAUAAUUUGGCAAUUAUAAUGACAAAAUUACUCUUAAGUAACUAACUCUACUAAACCCUCAGCUAAAGAAAAUCAAAACGCAUCAGACAAUGAGAUUGUGCAGAACAAGAUUUAAGAUUUAACACAACCAGCAUUAUGUCUUUUUUUUCCAAAAUGGGGAAAAAAGUAUAAGGUUUUGGAAUGAAACCCUUCGAAUCUUCUUAAGAGCUGGGUAUUGAACAGGUGCUAGUGCUUUGCUAAAUGACAAAAUCAAUAUCCAUUUUAAGGAUU
Messenger RNA from Etheostoma spectabile (orangethroat darter), 4820 nucleotides. RefSeq names its product coiled-coil serine-rich protein 1 (gene ccser1). The transcript has 11 exons. The record is from RefSeq and is a predicted model, not a curated record. Lineage: Eukaryota; Metazoa; Chordata; Actinopteri; Perciformes; Percidae. The coding region runs from base 249 to 3245 and encodes 998 amino acids.